AGGGUACCCCAUCAAACCACGUCUCUGGUGGGAACACCCCACAUUUAAAGGUGUGUCUAGAACGGAAGAAUGUAUAUGCUGCAAGAGAUAUGGAUUGGUACCGAGCAAAAAAGCAAAAGAUGACAAGUACUUCCUUAAUGAAGUAAUUUGGUAUGCUUAAUGAUCAUAACACAAGCAUUUGUCUGGGUUACAUUUUAUUAAGAUUAGGUAAUUAGGCUAGCUGAUUCGGCAAUCGUCAAUAUCCAAUAGAUGAAGUUUGCCUACAAUGAAAAAGGGCCAAGUACUCAAAAGGCUAGCUACAACCACGUCCGGCUAUAAAUACCUCACACUACAUCAGUGUAUAAAUGCGACAUAUUUAGCACAUUAUGGCUUCUAAACCAGGCAUCCUUACUGAAUGGCCAUGGACUCCUCUUGGAAGGUUUAAGUAUAUAGUGUUGGCUCCAUGGGUGUUGGAUAGCAUAUCUCCAUUGUUUUUCUCGGGAAAUAACAGCAGCAAAUGGGACUUGAGUUACUUCCUCAUCCUCCCUUUGUGUUUGUGGAGAAUGAUUCACAACCAGAUUCGGAUAAGCUUUUCUCGUUUCAAAACAUCCAAAUCCAAGAACAGGAUAGUCGGCAAGCCCAUCGAAUUUGAACAAGUUGACAGAAAAAGCAACUGGGAUGAUCACAUCAUACUUAGUGGGAUUCUGUUAUAUUUGGUACAUAGUUACAUGCCGGGUUCUUCACAACUUUCCAUCUGGAGAACUGAUGGUAUCGUCAUGACCGCUCUACUUCAUGCCGGUCCAGUAGAGUUCCUUUACUAUUGGUUUCACAGAGCUUUGCACCACCAUUUCCUCUACUCUCGCUACCAUUCACACCAUCACUCCUCGAUUGUCAGUGAACCAAGUACUUCUUGGACACAUCCGUUUUGGGAGUGGAUCGGGUAUUACCUGCUUUUUGCAAUACCAGCUCUAAGUAUGAUUUUCACCGGCACUGCAUCGAUAGUAUCUUUUGGUGGUUAUUUCACUUACGUGGAUUUUAUGAACAACAUGGGUCACUGCAACUUCGAAUUUAUCCCGACUACCUUCUUCACCACUUUUCCACUCCUCAAGUACAUCUUCUACACUCCGACAUACCAUGCACUUCAUCACACCCAGUUUCGAAAAAAUUACUCUCUAUUUGUGCCAGUGUGCGACUACAUAUAUGGUACCAUACACACAUCAACUGACCUCGUUUAUGAAACCUCACUCAAAAGGACGGAAGAGUCACCGGAUGUUGUUCAUCUAACUCAUCCAACUACACCGGAUUCGAUCUACCAUCUACGUCUAGGAUUUGCCUCUCUAGCAUCAGUACCUGCUUAUCAUAACGUGUUUGGUUACACUUUUGUACUUGAGAGAAACAUAUUUGAUGACAAUGUAACCAAAAAGGUUCUCAAAAUGCAAACAUGGGCAAUACCAAGAUAUUCUUAUCAUUACAAAAAGGAAAAGCAAAAAGGAGGAAUAAACCGAUUGAUUGAGGAAGCAAUACUUGAUGCUGAUAAGGCUGGUGUUAAGGUCAUAAGCUUAGGGAUCUUGAACCAGGUAGAAGAACUGAAUGAUAAUGAUAAAGUUUAUAUACAGAGGCAUCCAAAUUUGAAGAUUAGAGUUGUUGACGGAAGUAGCUUAGCUACUGCUCUCGUGCUUAAUACCAUCAACAACAUCCCAGCUGCUGUUUAUUGUAAAACAGAAGAUAAUAAGACAGAUCAAAAGUUGUCUUUGACUGUGAUGAUAAGGGGAAAACUGACAAAGGUGGCUUGUUCUAUCGCCUUGGCCUUAUGCCAAAGAGGAGUUCAAGUUGUGGUUUCCCAGCAAAGUUCUAAUAAUGAAUUCGAGAAUUUAAGAUCAAGGUUAUUUGGCUCACUGGCACCAUCAUGCGUAAAUGAGCAUAACAACAAUAAUAUUCAUCAUAAUUUGAUUCCAUCGGCAGAUUAUACCAGUGCUCAUCGCGGUAGUAUUCUGGUGUGGUUGGUAGACGACGAGUUUAGCGAGGAGGAUCAUAUAAAUGCACCAAAAGGAACAAUCUUCAUACCAUACUCACAGUUUCCUCCAUGGUCCAACUUUAAGAAGAUGUUGACAAUCCAAGAUGCUGCUUCAAAUGCUUUCCGAAAGGAUUGCAUUUACCAUAGUACACCGGCCAUGUUGAUCCCUCCAUCUCUUCAGAACGUGCACUCUUGCGAGAACUGGUUGCCAAGAAGAGUAAUGAGCGCAUGGAGAGUUGCAGGAAUAUUGCAUGCACUGGAGAAUUGGGGAGAUCAUGAAUGUGGAAAGUGGUUGAAGAACAAUCAGAAUGUAGACGUGAUUGAAAAAGUGUGGUCUGCUAGUUUACGCCAUGGUUUCCGCCCUUAUUAUGUUCACACUCCCGCCUGCAACCGUACCCGCACCGCUGCUUAAUGAAACGUGGGAGGAUGGUAUUAGUAUAUAUGUCUGGUGUCCACAGUUGGCAUCUAACUAUCUAGUGCACGAAGUUUACAUUUGUGUGUGUUGCUAAAUAAAGUCAAGGACAUGGUCCUUACAAUCAUAAAGCUUAAUUCUACAAUCGUUAAAUAUUGAGCUAUCAUCUCUAAAUAAAGAUAGCUUUUAUUAUACAAAAAACGCAAAGAAGCAAAGCUGUACUGUCAGAAUCAAAUAUCAUGUAGGAGUAAAACUCAUGGCGAAUGCAGCAUCCAUGAGGGGGCAAUUGUCAUUUAUGGGCUUACUUCAUUCCUCGUUAACAAUUCUUAUUUCUUGAAACCUA
Papaver somniferum (opium poppy) is the source of this 2748-nucleotide messenger RNA. RefSeq names its product protein ECERIFERUM 1-like. The record is from RefSeq and is a predicted model, not a curated record. Gene Ontology annotation, molecular function: iron ion binding; oxidoreductase activity. The transcript has 10 exons. Bases 366 to 2405 code for a protein of 679 amino acids. Gene Ontology annotation, biological process: lipid biosynthetic process. Lineage: Eukaryota; Viridiplantae; Streptophyta; Magnoliopsida; Ranunculales; Papaveraceae.